This is a messenger RNA of Corapipo altera (White-ruffed manakin), 4345 nucleotides long. RefSeq names its product Wnt family member 9A (gene WNT9A). Gene Ontology annotation, molecular function: cytokine activity; frizzled binding. The coding region runs from base 35 to 1126 and encodes 363 amino acids. The transcript is spliced from 4 exons. Gene Ontology annotation, biological process: cell fate commitment; canonical Wnt signaling pathway; multicellular organism development. The record is from RefSeq and is a predicted model, not a curated record. NCBI's taxonomy places the organism in Eukaryota, Metazoa, Chordata, Aves, Passeriformes, Pipridae. Gene Ontology annotation, cellular component: extracellular region.
GGAACGAGAUGAGCAGCGCCGGCGCCGCUGCAAGAUGCUGGAUGGACACGUCCUGCUGGGAUGGCUCUCCUCCUGCGCGCUCCUAGGGCUGCUCGCCUGCGCCCCGCGGCCCUCCGCCGCCUACUUCGGGCUGACGGGGAACGAGCCCCUGACCAUCCUCCCUCUGACCUCAGAGAUGGAGGAGGCGGCGGUCAAAGCCCACUACAAGGUGUGUGACCGGCUGAAGCUGGAGAAGAAGCAGCGCAGGAUGUGCCGGCGGGACCCGGGUGUGGCCGAGACCCUGGUGGAGGCCAUCAGCAUGAGCGCCCUGGAGUGCCAGUACCAAUUCCGCUUCGAGCGCUGGAACUGCACCCUGGAGGGCCGCUACCGGGCCAGCCUGCUCAAGAGAGGUUUCAAGGAGACAGCCUUCCUGUACGCCAUCUCCUCGGCGGGGCUGACCCACGCCAUGGCCAAGGCGUGCAGCGCAGGCCGCAUGGAGCGCUGCACGUGCGACGAGGCGCCCGACCUGGAGAACAGGGAGGCCUGGCAGUGGGGGGGCUGCGGGGACAACCUCAAGUACAGCAACAAGUUCGUCAAGGAGUUCCUGGGGAGGAAGCCCAACAAGGACCUGCGAGCCCGGGUGGACUUCCACAACAACCUGGUGGGCAUGAAGGUCAUCAAGGCCGGGGUGGAGACAACCUGCAAAUGCCACGGCGUGUCCGGGUCCUGCACCGUCCGCACGUGCUGGAGGCAGCUCUCCCCCUUCCACGAGAUCGGGAAGCAGCUGAAGCAGAAGUACGAGACGUCCCUCAAGGUGGGCAGCACCACCAACGAGGCCACGGGGGAAGGGGACAUCUCCCCGCCCAAGAAGUCCGUCCCCGGGCACAGCGAUCAAAUCCCAAGGACUACAGACCUCGUGUACAUCGACGACUCCCCGAGUUUCUGCAUGAUGAGCCGGUACUCGCCGGGCACCUCGGGGAGGAAGUGUUACAAGGACAAGAACUGCGACAGCAUCUGCUGCGGGCGGGGGCACAACACGCAGAGCCGGGUGGUGACGCGGCCGUGCCAGUGCCAGGUGAGGUGGUGCUGCUACGUGGAGUGCAAGCAGUGCACCCAGAGAGAGGAGGUUUACACCUGCAAGGACUGAUGGGGGGGCCCGGCCGUUGUCACCCUCCCGCUGCCCGGCGGGGAGCCCUCGGCGGCGGGCGAGCCGCGCACGGAGACAAACAGGGUUUGACGGACCCUCUGGGAUCUGAACGCUGUGUUGAGACAUGAGCACUUUGUAGGGUACAGGUGACCCAACUGUGUUGCUGUUUUGUUUUGGGUUAUUUUUUUGUUGUUUUAUUUUGUUUUUUGUUUUUUUUUGUUUUUUUGGGUUUUUUUGGUGUUGUUUUCCUGUAGACUGAAUUCCGAUGAGGUCCAACCAUGUGGAAAUAAGUGCCUGUCCCACUGGGGUUAGACACCAGUGGACCUUCACCUUAGUCGUCCACGCAGUUUUGACGGAUCGUUUUUCCUUGGAACAUCUUGGUUGUUUUCACCAAUCCUCCAUGAACUCCUGGGCUGACAGAUUCUCUUUGGCACAAGUUAUCCAUACUACUUUAUUCCUGGAGCUUCUCCAGCUGCUUGCAGAGCUGAGCAGGUACAAAAGAAAGAUCUUUCCGGCACGAAAAGUGAUCGUUCGUCUCUCCUAAAACUGGAGAGAGGGAUGUUGGGCAAUGAUGGUUCCUGAUGGUUCUUCCAGUGGAAUUUCUGCACAGGGAGCAAACAAGGCUCUGACAAAGAGACCCACUGGGAGGGUCAGCUCUUUAGUGACAGCUCCACGUGCAUCGUCACCAAGUACAGCCCCAAAAACUCGUGGGUCCACCACGCUGCAGACAAGAAAUGUAUCCAAGAAAGAGGUUGGGAAGACAAGUAGAAAACCAGCUAUGCCUGUCCCCUCCAGUCCAACCACAUAUUCUUUAUUUAAAAUAAUUCUUCCAAAUGCAGGUUCUUUAGCACUAUCUCUGUCUUAAAUCUAAUUAUUAUAUAUAUUUUUUUUUUUUAAGAACCACUAGAUUCUUUGGUCUCAUUUUUGUGCAUGAUUGAUUUUUUUUUUCCCCUCUCCUCUUCCCACCUCUUGCCGACGGAAUAUUCGCCCUGUGGUAAUUCCGCUUCAGGAAUCUGGAUCUGGAACUUUAUAUUUAGUCUUACACCGGCCGAAUUUUGGACGCGUGUUUUUGGAGGAGGACAAGAGAAAUCCAAGUGCCUCUUGGAACCCAGGGCUGGCCUGCCUUGUACAGCAGCAGUUUGGGCCUGGAUCAGACCUCUGGAGGAGUUGACUUUUCCUUUCCUAGGUCAUCAUUCCAUUUUCUCCCAACCGUGGCAGUGGUACAUGACACAAGCUGUAUGGAAACCCUACGACCUUAAGAUUAUUUUUUUGGUUGGUUGGUUGGUUUUUUUGUUUUUUUUUUUUAACCACUAGCUCGAGAACUGUACUUUCAAAAAGGCAAACUCUUGGAUUUGGAAUAACCAAUGGACACACAGUAAAGUGGCCAGAGAGGGCAGGAAUUUGACUGCAGUGGUAGAUCAAUCCCAGUGCUGUGAAACAGAUGACAACCUUCAGCUUUUCUUGUUUUUUCCUGGGAAGAGGAGACUCACAAUCCAGGACUUGAUGCAACAAUAUUCUUCACUCGUUAUAAAAAACGGAUUGGAAGCAGCCAGUGGAUGCCUCAACGAAGCUUCCUAAGGAAACAAUGGAGUGUGGAGGGCGUUUAAUUUGAUUUUUGGUGGCAAUUUUUCAUUGCCCAGUGGCGAUUUCCACCAAUCUUGUAUUCAAUCCUUUUCUCAAAAGAGGAAUUUUUCCACCAUUAGUAGAAAUCAGCAAGGAAAAUGAGAGCAAUUUUCCAAGAUGGACCAUUAUUUUUCAAAGCCUUUUUCUCCUUAUUUUUUUGUUUAGUUUCGUUAUUUUUCCCGCCACACACACAAAAACAGUCGCCACUAAUUUAAACUGUUCCUGUGCAUCUACUGGGAGGAGAAAAGAUCUCUCUUGUUUUUUCUUGGUAACAAAUAACCUGCAGUUCCAGCCUGGCUCGUUGGCAUCAAAUCAUCUUGAUUUGGGGGCACGGGGAGGGACGGGGUGUUCAUGGCACCGUGCAAAGUGAAGCGAACUGGCUCUUUUUGGCUGUUUUCUUAUUUGCUGUACAAUUCUGGAGGUUUUGGGUAGCGCUGGAGGAGGAGGAGGAGGAAUCCACGCACGGUGGAAUUCCCGUCUUCCACCUCGCAGGAAGGUCUCCCAGUUUUUGGGAGGGGAGGGGGAUGCAGUGCUUUGAAAGUCACCCACGAGCAGUUUUAUCUAAUGGUUUAAAAAAUAAAUGGACUAGAAACUUCUAAUUCAGCGUGCACAUGUGUAUAUGUAUAUAUAUAUUUAUAUAUACACACAUGCCGACACAUAAAUAUAUAUAUAUAUAUAAAUAUUGAACAUUUAUUUAUUGUAAAGCCCUUCAGAAGGACCUUCUUAUGGUUUCAUUGUGGUAUUAUGUUAAAUUCUCUUUCUCCCUCUGUCUCUCUCUCUGUCUCUCACACGUAUGUGCAAACCCACUGUUACAUUUUUAUGUGUUUUUUAGGAUAGCUCUUCCCCUCCUAAAGUUAAAGCUGGGCCCAAAACCUCCUCAAGACACGAGGAAUUUUGGGGUCUGAAUUCCUAUUUCUGGCUCAUUUCUUUUUAUUAAAAAAAAAAAGAAAAAAGAAAAAAAGAGUCCUUAAUUAAAGGAUGGGCCGCAACUUAUGUGCAUUAUUAUUGUUAUUAUUAAUUAAUUAUUAUUAUUAUUAUUAUUUUUAUUAUUGUUAUAUUUAAACCCUGGGCCUCAUUUUCCCUCUUUUCACUGGUGUCUCUGCCUCCAUUGACCUUGGCUGGAGUAAAUCCACGUUGCACUGGUGUGAGAGGAGAAUGAGUCCCUAGGACAGGAGAGAGGGUGGUGGUGGCAUAAAUAUCCUUGGAGAGAAAAUGCUGGAGUGGGAUGGGAUAGGGAAGCUCGGUGUGUUUGUGUGGGGGAGAGAGAGAGAGAGAGAGCUGGGUGGGAAAUGAGGCAAGGUUGUCAAAGCUUGACUAGAAGAAAGCAGCAAAGAGUGAAUGAACUACUGAGUGAAAGAGCUCUUCUGUGUGUUAGAACUCAGCACUGAAGCCUGAAUGCUUUCUGUAAGUAUUUACAAAAAAAAAAAAAACAGGAAAAAAAAAAAAAACAAAAAAAAAAAAAAAAAAAAAAAAUAAUGCAAAACCACCACAAAAAAAAACCAACAAAAUUGUAUUUAUGUUAAUGUUGUUAUAUUGCCUGUUGUAUAUUGUAAAUAGCGAGGUUUAUUCUCCUGUGGUUUAAAAAAAAAAAAAAAA